Molecule: messenger RNA, 1777 nt
Organism: Erinaceus europaeus (western European hedgehog)
Lineage: Eukaryota; Metazoa; Chordata; Mammalia; Eulipotyphla; Erinaceidae
Gene: TPRG1
Product: tumor protein p63 regulated 1
Exons: 7
Coding region: 211-1140 (309 amino acids)
Cellular component (GO): cytoplasm
Source: RefSeq, a predicted model, not a curated record
UUGAGCAUGAAACUCCACCCACUCAGUGAGGUGAGAUUGAGACUGAGCUGGGUGACAGCACAGCAUGAGGGCACCAUUCUGUUUGGCUUCAUCAGAACCAACCUUAUCUUCCCUGGCCUGUGGCUCUGGUCUGCUCCCCUUAGUCCAAAGGAGCAACUGAAGAACCUUGAGGCCCUGCCACAGACUAGUUAGAGACAGCCAGAAACCCAGAUGGUAGGAGGUGAUAAAGAGGAAGGAGACAAGAGACACCUGCAAACCUGCUUCACUACUCGUAAAGCUUUCCCCCUGCAGUCUGAAGAAAUGUCAAAGAUUGGGAGUUUUGAAGGGUUCCAGCCUGUGUCUCUAAAGCAGGAAGGAGAUGACCAGCCAUCUGAAACUGACCAGCUGUCCAUAGAAGAGAGGGGUCCAGGGAAGGACCCAGAAUCGAGGCUGAUUUCCAGACAUCCAAGUGUGACUGAAUCCACACUCUACCCCAAUCCUUAUCACCAGCCUUUCAUCUCACGGAAGUACUUCGUUACACGGCCAGGUGCCAUUGAGACUGCCAUAGAAGACUUGAAAAGUCACGUAGCUGAGACUUCUGGAGAGAACAUUCAAGGCUUCUGGCUCUUGACUGAAAUAGACCACUGGAACAAUGAGAAGGAGAGGAUUUUGCUGGUCACAGACAAGACUCUCUUGAUCUGCAAAUAUGACUUCAUCAUGCUUAGCUGUGUGCAGUUGCAGCGGAUUCCCUUGAGUGCUAUCAAUCGCAUCUGUCUGGGCAAGUUUGCCUUCCCUGGGCUGUCACUGGACAAGAGACAAGGAGAAGGCCUUAGAAUCUACUGGGGGAUUCCAGAACAGCAGUCUUUAUUGUCCCGCUGGAAUCCCUGGUCCACUGAAGUGCCUUUUGCUACUUUCACUGAGCACCCUGUGAAAUACACCAAUGAAAAGUUCCUCAAAAUUUGCAAGUUGUCUGAGUUCACGUCUAAGCUUGUUCCAGCUAUCCAGAUGGCCCACAAGAACUCCCCUGAAUCUGGAAGAGGAAAGGAACUGAUGGUGUUAACUAAGCCUAUUUUGAUUGAGACCUACACAGGACUGAUGUCAUUUAUUGGGAACCGCAACAAACUUGGCUAUUCCCUUGCUCGUGGGAGUAUUGGUUUUUGAGACUUUUUUUGGGGGGUGUGUGUGUAAAGUACACUAUCCAUAGAUAUAUAAUCAUUGAAGAUUCUGUUUCAGUUUACCUUUUUUUUUUUUUUUUAGUUAAAACACUUACUCUUAAAUAGUAGUUCAUGAUUUUGAAUGCUGAGUAACAUAACUGAUGGGACUGGGUGGUGGUGCCUCUGCUUGAGCACACACAUUACAGUGUGCAAGGACCCUGGUACUAUCCCUAGUCCCCACUUGCAGGGGGAAAGCUUCACAAGUGGUGAAGCAGUGCUGCAGGUGUCUCUCUGUUGCUCUCCCUUUCUGUCUCCUCCUUCCUCUCAAUUUCUGGCUGUCUCUAUCUAAUAAAUAAGUAAAGAUAAUAGGGGCCAGGUAUGUAUAUCAGUGCUCAAGGACCAGGUUCAAGGCCCUGGUCCUCACCUGCAGGGGCAGAGCUUUGCAAGUGGUGAAGUAAUAUUGCAGGUGUCUCUCUGCCUCUCUCCCUCUCUAUCACGCCUUCCCUCUUGACUUCCAGUUGUUUCUAUCAAACAAAAUAAAUAUAAUAAAAAUAUUUUAAAAAACAUUAAAAAUAAAUGAUAAAUAAAUCAGAUUACAUGUGGUAAUAUUUCCUAAAACCAGAAAAUAAACUUUAAUCAAAUUU